Messenger RNA from Passer domesticus (house sparrow), 610 nucleotides. It is a transcript of the gene LEPROTL1, whose product is annotated as leptin receptor overlapping transcript like 1. Gene Ontology annotation, biological process: negative regulation of growth hormone receptor signaling pathway; late endosome to vacuole transport via multivesicular body sorting pathway. Gene Ontology annotation, cellular component: endosome. The coding region runs from base 121 to 516 and encodes 131 amino acids. Lineage: Eukaryota; Metazoa; Chordata; Aves; Passeriformes; Passeridae. The record is from RefSeq and is a predicted model, not a curated record. The transcript has 4 exons.
CCGGGAGGGGCGGGGCCGGGCCCUCCCCCUCGCCGGAAGCGGCUUCCGCUUCCGCGCGGCAUUUCCGGCUCCCGGCGCGCGCCUCCCCGGUGCCGCGCGGCUGGCGGGACGGGCGGCGCCAUGGCGGGGAUCAAAGCGCUGAUCAGCCUGUCCUUCGGGGGAGCGGUCGGACUGAUGUUCCUGAUGCUCGGCUGCGCCCUGCCCCAGUACAACCAGUACUGGCCACUGUUUGUUCUGUUUUUUUACAUCCUCUCUCCUAUCCCGUACUGCAUAGCAAGAAGAUUGGUAGAUGACACGGAUGCUACAAGUAAUGCCUGCAAGGAGCUGGCCAUAUUCCUUACAACAGGCAUUGUGGUCUCAGCAUUUGGGCUGCCCAUAGUGUUUGCAAGAGCAGAACUGAUCUACUGGGGCGCGUGUGCACUCGUUCUCACUGGGAAUACAGUCAUCUUUGCCACCAUCCUAGGAUUUUUCUUGGUCUUUGGCAGCAAUGACGACUUCAGCUGGCAGCAGUGGUGAAAGGAAGAUGUGAGAACUAUCCACAGGCAUCUUGUCAUGCAGUGGCCAUCCAUACAAACGAGAGAAUGGGCAAUAAAGAGAAGUAGCGUAGCAA